AUGCCUCGAUUUCUCAACAGCCUCGCUGAAAAGGCACAAAAUGCGUUGAAUACGACUCCGCUUGGACAGCAAAUUUCGACGCACAUUCCAGGCCAACAGCAGCCCGCUCAGCCGGCUAGCACCACCACUCAGCCCCCUGGAAAUGCCCCCACUAGUCCACCACCCACACUUGAUCAUACUUCUCCCCAACCCAUUGGACUUACUGGCAUACUGAUGCAACACGGGCUUGGCAGUAUUCAAAACUCUCUAAAGUCGCUUCAAACUCAUUCGGCGCAAGACAAACAGAUCCAGUUGCUCAUACUUGGACAGAAGAACUUGGUGUAUGACUACGAUAAUGUUGGCCGUAACGGAAAGACUUUUAGCAAGGAGCUGUACAUUUGGGGUCAGGAGCAGACUGAUGAAAUCAAAGAUGGUAAAGCCGUUAUAUCAUAUAGUACAGUCAAGAAAUUAACGAACACUUUGUUUUCAGUGUCCGAUCGAUUUGCAUACCUGCACUACGUCCAUGGAAACCUCAACUGUGAUCUAGCCGCGAAGAUCGAUGCUUCGCGCGCACCAUUCAAGGAUGCGAGGAAUACCGAGGCAGCUCUAGGGCCCAAGCGUUCCCAAUUGGCCGGGAUCGAUUCACAGAUCUCCCGUCUUCGUUCCGAGGUUGAGGCUGGGAGGGCCACUCCAAACGCACAGGCAAAACUUGCACAGCUCGAACAGCAACGAGCGGCAUUCAUCAAUGAGACCGAUUCAGAGAAUAAGAACAUUAGCCGACAGUGGCUCGAUGCUCUUAAGCAGAGCGAGAAAAUCCAGUGGCAAGCAUUUCGCGAGUACGCCGAAAAGCUUAUCCUUCUCAGCCAAGCUGGGGAAGCGCUCUUGGAUUCUUUGCCUACAGAACCUGCAUCACUCUCGAAUACGUACACGGGAGCCGGAAGAACGGCGGAGAUCAGGCACCAAGCCCAGCAACUCCUGGAGAACUUCAAGCCGGGAAACUAUCCUUCGCCAUUCGCACCUGCCGAAAAACCAGGUGCACCACGCAUUGACAGCUUUGGAAUAACCCAUCAACAGGAGCUUUCACGUACUCCUACCUUGGUCGACAAGGGAAGGCAGGAUCAAGCAGCCCUUGUGGCGCUUGCUGCCGAACAGCGUUCCCAACUUCCUCCUAAUGAGGGAAUCAGUCCAUCGGCUCCCAACGAUGCACCUGCCUCGCCCCUCGCCUCAGUACAAACCCAAUCUCCUCCAAGCGUGGCUGAUCUUGGGGCGCCCCAGGUCGACAGCGCGGCACUCGCUCCUGCCGCCACGCGCCCGACGGUCGCCGAGAUUGGUGGCCCCCGCUCCGGCGAGAGACAAGGAACGACAGAUUCGCUGAGUAAGGAUGCGUCCUCUCCCGCUCCCGUAGGUCGGGCAACUGAGACAGCAGAGGAGGAGAAGAAGAGACUUGAGCGCGAGGAAAGGGAGAGACUUCUGAGGUUCGGUCUCGAAGGUGACGGAUCUUCCGCCGGGACUUCGGCCGCACCAGGCCCGGCUGAAGGGGUUCAGAAGCCUGAAAGUGCUGAAGAGGAAAAGAAGCGACUUGAGAGGGAGGAAAGAGAGAGGAUUUUGAAAGCCGAUCGAAGUGGUCAUCCUCCCGAUGAUGAGAACCGUGGCAAUCCACCAGCCUAUGAGGGUUAA
Messenger RNA from Cantharellus anzutake, 1656 nucleotides. Its product is annotated as Eisosome component PIL1-domain-containing protein. Gene Ontology annotation, cellular component: eisosome filament; plasma membrane. Lineage: Eukaryota; Fungi; Basidiomycota; Agaricomycetes; Cantharellales; Hydnaceae. Gene Ontology annotation, biological process: eisosome assembly; negative regulation of protein kinase activity; endocytosis. The transcript is spliced from 3 exons. The coding region runs from base 1 to 1656 and encodes 551 amino acids. Gene Ontology annotation, molecular function: lipid binding. The record is from RefSeq and is a predicted model, not a curated record.